Messenger RNA from Megalops cyprinoides (Indo-Pacific tarpon), 1402 nucleotides. RefSeq names its product derlin 2 (gene derl2). Gene Ontology annotation, biological process: endoplasmic reticulum unfolded protein response. NCBI's taxonomy places the organism in Eukaryota, Metazoa, Chordata, Actinopteri, Elopiformes, Megalopidae. Gene Ontology annotation, molecular function: misfolded protein binding; ubiquitin-specific protease binding. The record is from RefSeq and is a predicted model, not a curated record. The coding region runs from base 18 to 737 and encodes 239 amino acids. The transcript has 7 exons. Gene Ontology annotation, cellular component: endoplasmic reticulum membrane; Hrd1p ubiquitin ligase ERAD-L complex.
CGCCCAGUCUGUCCAAGAUGGCUUACCAGACGUUUCAACAGGAAUAUUUUCAGAUUCCUGUUGUAACUAGGGCAUACACCACCGCUUGUGUUCUGACUACUGCCGCUGUGCAACUGGAACUCAUCACACCUUUCCAGCUAUACUUCAAUCCCGAUUUGAUACUUAAAAAUUAUCAGGUAUGGCGACUUGUUACCAAUUUUCUGUUUUUUGGUCCAGUUGGUUUCAACUUCUUAUUCAAUAUGAUUUUUUUAUAUCGGUACUGUCGGAUGCUGGAGGAGGGCUCGUUUAGGGGCCGUACUGCCGACUUUGUCUUCAUGUUCCUGUUUGGUGGCCUGCUCAUGACUAUAUUUGGCACCUUUGUGAGUCUAGUGUUCCUGGGUCAGGCCUUCACCAUUAUGCUGGUGUACGUGUGGAGCCGACGCAACCCGAAUGUUCGCAUGAACUUCUUCGGCCUGCUUAACUUCCAAGCCCCUUUCUUGCCCUGGGUGCUCAUGGGAUUCUCUUUGCUGCUGGGCAACUCCAUCAUUGUGGAUCUUCUAGGUAUUGCUGUAGGACAUGUGUACUUCUUUUUGGAGGAUGUAUUCCCAAAUCAGCCUGGGGGUGGCAGAUGGCUGAAGACCCCGACCAUUCUAAAGAUGCUGUUUGACACCCCAGAGGAAGAUGCAAAUUAUAACCCUCUUCCAGAAGAACGCCCAGGAGGCUUUGCCUGGGGGGAGGGACAACGCCUUGGGGGCUAGGCCGCCCUCCCAUCCCUGCAUCAGUCUUGCAGACAUUUCUUCAGAGAGCUAUGAAAGACUCCUUUCUUCUUCUACCCGUUUCUCUUGCUCUGGAUUCAGAGUGCGAAUUACCCUCUGUGUACCAGCAGGAUUUGCGGUUGUCUGUGUGUGAGGCAUGUGUCUCCCUCAAACUGUCGACCAUAUCGUUCAGUCAGUCAGACUGUCACUAAAGAUUGUGUGAAAGGGCACGACAAUGUCAGAAACUCCAGACGGGACUAUGGACAGCGGGUCCGUGGCUGUCUUCAUCUUGUCCAUUUUUAAUAAUGUAGAUCAAAUGAACAUUAAUGAUCUGACGACAGAGAGAAGAAAAAAAUUGUGGAGCGGUUCUGAUCUUCACAGCCUUUUUUCAGUUUUAUGUUUUUUUUUUUUUUUUAAAGAAUAAAUGUAUGUAAAAAGUAUAAAUGUGGCAGAGGAACAUGUGUUUUCUGUGUCUUUUUUUCCACAGCUGCAGAGCCAUUUUGGCCAAUAUUGCAGUACAAAGCAGACUUUUAUUUCCUAUGUUCAAAGAAUCUUGUAGAUUGGAUAGUAAUUCCAGUUCUAAUGUGGAGGUCAGUGGUCUAGAGCUAUAAACUCAAGGUUUAAGACCUGGGAAAGUUUGUCAGUUGGCCCUGUAAGAGUACCCUGUU